GGCGGAGAGCGGGCGGCACCUUGCAGCGGGCGGAAGUAACACUGUUCAUCUGUCCUUCAUCUUCCCUGGACACCCACAAGGCUGAUGAGAAAUGGAGUCCUAAACCAUCUGUGAUCCUGAAGAUGAGCAGUAGGGAGUAUCCAGGAGCAGUGACUUCAGCAAGGUGAUCUCAUCCUACUUGCGAUGUUGCUGUGUUUGUUUUUGAAGAGUUGAGAUCCUAAAAUCUGUUCCAUCUGCACCUCCUGUAGGCAAAGAAACUGGCCACCCCCACCUCAUCUCAUUACAAAACUAUAGAGUGAAGAUGUAGCUGUUGGCACCUGUUUUCCUUUUAAUAUUCAUUUUUAGUUGACCACCUCAAAAAUAUAACUCCGAACUUGCAUUUUCUUGGAGAUGGACUAUGUGGUGAAAAGAUGAGAUGUCUCCCUUUCCACCUGCUGGGAGUGUGCUUGAGUUUCCCUGGAAAGUGAUGAUACAGGGCGAAACUUGACAGAGCUGAGCUCACCAGGGCAUGCUGCCAUCCAAAGGCAAGGUUGCUUUUCCUUUUCAGCACUUGGCUGUGAGCUGAGCUGGCAGAAUACUUAACAGAGCAACAUGUAGUGUAGUAUUAAAGGUCUUAGAGCUUCUGUGGCUUUGGAGCCUGGAUGGGGCUGGCUCUGUUUAGUAUCUUUAUUGAUGAGGGGAUUGAGUGGACCCUCAGUAACUCUGCAGAUUAUACCCAUCUCGGAAGAAGUGUAGAUCUGUCUGAGGGUAGGAAGGCCCUUCAGAGGGACCUGGACAGGCUGCACUGCUGGGCUGAGGCCAUUGGGAUGAAAUUUGACAAGGGCAAGUACUGGGUCCUGCACUUUGGUUGCAACAACCCCAUGCAGCACUGUGGGCUUGGGGCAGAGCGGCUGAAAGCUGCAUGGAGAAAGAAGAUCUGAGGGUGUUGGUUGACGCUCAGCUGAACAUGAGCCAGCAGUGUGCCCAGGUGGCCAGGAAAGCCAAUGGCAUCCUGGCUUGUAUCAGAAAUAAUGUUGCCAGAAGGAGCAGGAGCUGAUCGACCCUCUCUAUUCAGGUCUGGUGAUGCUGAACCUUGAGUGGUGUGUUCAUUUCUGGGUCCUUCACUACAGGGAAGAUGUUGAUGCCCUGGAGAAUAUCUGGAGAACGGCAGCAGAGCUAUAAAAGUUCUAGAGCACAGGUCUUAUGGGGAGUGGCUGAGGGAACUGGGAUUAUUCAGUCCAGAGAAGAAUAGAGUCUGGGAGACCUUAUUGCCCUUUACAGCUGCCUGAAAGGAGGAUGUAGUGAAGUGGGGGUCAGCAUCUUCUCCCAGGUAACAGCGAUAGGACAAGAGGUAAUGGCCUCAAGUUGUGCCAGGAGAGAUUUAGGUUGGAUAGUAAUAAAAAAUUAUUCUCAGAGAGAAUGGUCAGUCACUGGAACAGACCGCCCAGGGUUGAGUCACUGUCCCUGGAGGUGUUCAUGAACUGUGGAGAUGUGGCACUGAGGGACAUAGUGGGGAUGGGUUGGUAGUUGAACGUGGUGAUUUUAGUUUUCCAACCUUAAUGAUUCUCUGUAAGUACUGUAAGGCAUGAGAAUAGAUCUGGUGGCUUCUCAGAGUUAGUUCAUGUUUUACUGUUUUUACCUUUGAAAGAUCUGCAUGUUGUUGGGGUACCCUGCUGUGUGUAGCUUUUCAUUUUUUAUUUUGUUCUUCAUCUGCCCCCAAGCUCUCUGAACCUCUACUCCAUGCACAUUCAGCUCCUGCUGCUUCUGCUUCUGCUCAGUAUCUGAAAAUCCUUGCAACAAAAUGGGUUUUAUCUCUGACUGGUUCUCUGUCUUUAGUAAAUACAUUUGGGAGACAAAGAGCUUGACAGAAAAUCCCAACUGGCACAUAUAUUUCUUGCUGCUGUCCUUGUGCUCUUCUCCUCAGCCUGGGCUCUGUGGCACAGUGUGGAAGCACAAAACUUGCAAUCCCUGCCAUGCUCUAGGGACUUUGACCAGAGGGUGCUUUCAAAAUCCAUUUUGUAAUGUAUGAGAGCAUUUGGGGUUUUUUCCUGUUUCUUGCCUGCAUAAUGUCUUGUGAGUAUUACAUGGCAUCCAAUAACCUUGAAAUGAUGCUUCAAAAUUGAAAGGAUGCUUUCCACAGGAGGUUAUAAGCGUUCAGCUGAGACCAAACUUCUUCUUGGUGUCCAGCUGAAACAAGUGUUAAUCCAAGACAGAAUUAAGUUGCUAAUGCUGCUGCCAUUCACACCAACCCAUGUUGUUAAAUAAUCCUGUUGUUUUUCAGUGUUCCUUCCUUGUAGUCCUUCAGUUUGUAAUUAAAACGAUGUAGUGCAAGAAUCAUCUCUUGUACAAACCAUCCUGGCUUCCUCAUUGAGGUGCUGACCUUCUCUGUCACCUUCCACCUCAGUGCUGCUUAUAAAGGCUCACAGGGAGAAUAAAACAAGCAUGCUGGAGAGGUAGCGUUCUUUCUUCUGUUGUGCAGGUGAAAAGGGCAAUGCAGAAGCAGCAGGCGCAAAGGAGACCAGGAAAAUACAUAUCUGAAUAGCCUGAAGUAUGGGUGGAGAGGCUGGCAGUAUCUGUGCCUCAGAGCCCAUAGCCAGGAUGAAAACAAGAUGAGAAUUUUUCACAUUGUCAGGAACUGUGCAGGAGGUAUUCAGUGAGAUCUGUACGUGAAGGAACAAAAGCAAAGAAAGUGUUUUUGAUAACCUGGGGACAUGACUCUGGCAGUAGCCUAUGGGUGUCAGUGGGGACAUUCAGGGAUUGUGUCAGCAGCAUUUCUAACCUUGAGAGCGAAAGUACAGCAUUUCUUGUGGUUACAUUCUAAAAGCUGUGGGUAGGCAUCAAGUGGGAACCCAGAAAGCUCGUGGGCGCUUGAUUCCCUUGGAAGCUGUUGGGAUUUGGCACCUAAGCUAGUAAAGUAUUUUUAAAAACUCUUAAAUAUCUUUCUGAAAAUCCGGUCUGAUGUUACUAGUCAGCCUGAGAGGUGAGAUUUUUUUUCCUUAACUGCUCCCUUUGAUCCCUGUUAUUUUCUAGCAGAUAAACAGGAGGAAAUUGAGGAGAGGCAGCAAGGGUGGCCGUGGGACUAGCAAGAUUGACUCAAGAGGAAGUUAAAAGCCUAUGUACAUGGUUUGUUUUAUAACAUGAGGACGGCAGGAGUGUUUAUGGACUUCUGCAGAGUCUCAGAAUGGAGGGUGUGGAAGAAGGAAGGUUUUGGUCUGUGCUCUGCAAGUGCCUGUGGAGGCAGGUAGGGAGGGAGAUGGACUAGAUGACCUUUAAAAACCCCUUCCAACUCAAAGGAUUCUGUAAUUCUAUUUUAAAAAUUACGUCCAUUGGGAUAUAAUUCAUUAGGCUUAGGGUACCCUUGGGGGUGUUUGGUGACAGCAGUGUAGAAAGUUGGAGUUUGGGUACAGUUAGAGUUGAUGAAGCAACAACUGUCUAUCAGUCUUAGCUUCUGAAGAUACCACAGACACGCUCACACCAAGCACGCUGUAACCAGCAGGUCAGAAAAAUUAUUUGAGGUAAAUAUAAAACAAAAAUUAGACCAAAUAACAAGUCAGCAGGGUUGAGUGGCAUUCAACUCAGAGUCCUGAGGAACUUGAAUGUGAAACUGCGGAACUGCUGGCCAAGCUGUAUCAUUCUCUCCUCAUCUGGUAUUGGGUAUUUAGCAUUCGAGGAGCACAGCAGCUGUUCCAUCAUCCACUUUGUGCCCAUUGCUUCUUGACCUGUUGUUGUAUACCACUGAGAAGCGUCUGGCUUGAACUCUACACCCCAUAUCAGUAACGGCCUCUACAUUUGAAGAUGUCCAACAAUGGAGUUGAAACAGAAGACAAACCACCUGCUCCUCCGAUGAGAAACACCAGCACUAUGAUUGGAUCAGGAAGCAAAGACACCGGGACUUUAAACCAUGGCUCAAAACCUUUGCCUCCCAACCCAGAAGAAAAGAAGAAGAGGGACCGAUUUUACCGAUCUAUUUUACCAGGAGAUAAAACCAACAAGAAGAAAGAGAAGGAGCGGCCGGAGAUCUCCCUCCCUUCUGACUUUGAACACACAAUUCAUGUGGGGUUUGAUGCAGUCACUGGAGAAUUCACAGGAAUGCCGGAGCAAUGGGCACGCUUACUACAGACUUCCAACAUCACCAAAUUAGAGCAGAAGAAGAACCCCCAGGCAGUGCUGGACGUACUGGAGUUUUACAACUCCAAGAAGACCUCCAGCAGCCAGAAGUACAUGAGUUUCACAGAUAAGUUGGCAGAGGAAUACAAUUCGUCAAAUACUCUGAAUGUGAAAGCUGUGUCUGAGACCCCUGCAGUGCCCUCAGUGUCGGAAGAUGAAGAUGAUGAAGAUGAUGCAGCUCCACCCCCUGUGAUAGCUCCACGACCUGAACACACCAAAUCUAUAUACACUCGCUCUGUGAUAGACCCCCUUCCUCCUCCUACCAGAGAUGUGGCCACCUCUCCUAUUUCUUCUCCCUCGGAAAACAGCACAGCAGCACCCGACAUGCUGAUCAGGAAUGCGGAGAAACAAAAGAAAAAGCCAAAAAUGUCAGAUGAAGAGAUUCUGGAAAAAUUAAGAAGCAUCGUGAGUGUGGGUGAUCCAAAAAAGAAGUACACGCGUUUUGAGAAGAUUGGACAAGGAGCCUCAGGUACAGUUUACACAGCAAUGGAUGUAGCUACAGGACAGGAGGUUGCAAUCAAGCAGAUGAAUUUGCAGCAGCAGCCCAAAAAGGAAUUGAUUAUCAAUGAAAUCCUCGUAAUGAGGGAAAACAAAAACCCCAACAUUGUCAACUACUUGGACAGUUACCUUGUAGGAGAAGAGCUCUGGGUAGUCAUGGAGUACUUGGCAGGAGGCUCCCUAACAGAUGUCGUUACGGAGACCUGCAUGGACGAAGGACAGAUUGCAGCUGUGUGCCGAGAGUGUCUUCAGGCUUUGGAAUUCCUCCACUCAAACCAAGUUAUUCACAGAGACAUCAAGAGUGACAACAUCCUACUGGGAAUGGAUGGCUCUGUCAAAUUAACUGACUUUGGCUUCUGUGCCCAGAUCACUCCUGAGCAGAGCAAACGCAGCACCAUGGUGGGGACCCCAUACUGGAUGGCACCUGAAGUGGUGACACGGAAAGCAUACGGGCCCAAAGUGGACAUCUGGUCGCUGGGGAUAAUGGCCAUCGAGAUGAUUGAAGGAGAACCCCCCUACCUCAACGAGAACCCCCUGAGAGCACUGUAUCUCAUUGCUACCAAUGGGACUCCAGAACUGCAGAAUCCAGAAAAGCUUUCACCCAUAUUCAGAGACUUCCUAAACCGCUGUCUUGAAAUGGAUGUGGAAAAAAGAGGUUCUGCAAAAGAGCUGCUACAGCACCAGUUCCUGAAAAUCGCAAAGCCUCUUUCUAGCCUCACUCCUCUAAUUAUUGCUGCCAAAGAGGCAACAAAGAACAACCAUUAAAGUGACAGAGUUAACACAGUCAUCGUGUCAAACCAUUUUAGAUGUCCAUUUGAGAGACUGAGUUACCUGCUCCUCUCAUUCCCUCCUGCCCUGCCUUCACAAGGAUGUUCUUAAAACUUUGAUCUGUGAUGAAGGGUAGCAGAGGGAUUGUUUGAUGAAUGUGGAACAUUGCUGAUCGUACAGAGUGAACUGCCUUUCCAUCUGUCUGGAUGGGGGCAGGAGGGGAAGGAUAUCUUUUACGGCCAAGAAGAUCUGGGAAGAUCCGAACCUGACCUACAUGUAACAAAUCCAGUUUGUUUUCAUAUUACUGUGUUUGUUUUUUAAAAAAUCAUGUGGAGCCUUAGACUAUGUUUAUCUUAAUAAAUGAAAUCUUUUACUGGCUGGACUCUUCCUGCUUCUGCCAAGCUGCUCUUGCACCGCUCAAGCUGCUCUGUGCUUUGGAGGAGUCGAGGAGGAAAUGAAGCAGCAGCAGAAAUUUGAACAGCUCUAACAACGGAGAGGGGGGUGAGGGCAGGAACACGCAGCCCUCCUGCAGCACUGCUGGAUGCUUCGAGGGAGUGAGGAGAAAGCCUGUGUGUGCUUCCUGAGGCUGCUGGACAGCUUAAUUCACGGGUGAUCUUUUGUUCAAAUGGUGUGAAUCAAGGUUUCUCUCCACACGCUUUCAAAUAUUUGUGAUAUUCUAGAAAAAUCAGAAGAGAAAUGAAUAGAGAUUCCUUUUACGGUUACUGUAUCAGCACUCUGAGGCUUCAUGGAGACCUGUUGUAUGAUAAAGUGAACAGAGCAAUUACUAUUAUAAGGAUAAGAUUUGCCUGCAAGAUGAUGUUGACGACAACUGUUUCUUAGACCAAGUCCAACAGAAAACAAACUGAUCAUGGAUGCUGUUUUCCUGAAAACAUCAGGACAUUAAUUUUCUUGGAAUGAGAGAAUAACCUGGUAUCUGUAUGCUACUGACUCCUCUCAUUGCUAACGAUCUGUAAAAAAACAACAGGAAACCUGGAACUACUAGAGAGAUUGGUUGUAAACACUGGGCUUAUGUUCAACUGUAUACUGAUUUUUAAUAAAAUGACUGUUGAAUUUCUUAACCUGGGGCUGAGGGAGGAUUGGAGAAUUCACUGUCACCCAACAGUUCUGUCAGAUGGGAUUAUUUUUCAUGUUAUUGUCAGUGAGUGCUUGAAGGUGACAGGUAAUGGGAUGGAAGUUUCUGUAGCCCUAUGGGAUAGCAAGUGAUUCUGAAGGGGAGUCGAGGGAAAGGAUAAAAGAUCUCAGUGUGCUUGCUGUAUAUAUUGCUUUGGGUAUUUAAGGGGUGAGCUUAAAUCAGUUCUGGAGUAAAUUUCAUUCCCUCCCCAAAACACUUGUGUUGCACAGAAACUCAUUCCUGCUUCUUGCUGCUCAACCAGUCCUUUCCUCUCUGCCCCAGGCUGUCCUCCAAAUGUAUGUUUUUCCCCACUCACCUUACAAUAUAUGACAGCCCUUGCACUGGUUUUUCAGAUAAAGUUUGCAAAGUCUCUCA
Molecule: messenger RNA, 6919 nt
Organism: Gallus gallus (chicken)
Lineage: Eukaryota; Metazoa; Chordata; Aves; Galliformes; Phasianidae
Gene: PAK1
Product: p21 (RAC1) activated kinase 1
Exons: 20
Coding region: 3775-5409 (544 amino acids)
Biological process (GO): protein phosphorylation; regulation of actin cytoskeleton organization; regulation of axonogenesis
Cellular component (GO): cytoplasm
Molecular function (GO): protein serine/threonine kinase activity; ATP binding
Source: RefSeq, a predicted model, not a curated record